Molecule: messenger RNA, 7203 nt
Organism: Cinclus cinclus
Lineage: Eukaryota; Metazoa; Chordata; Aves; Passeriformes; Cinclidae
Product: chondroitin sulfate proteoglycan 4-like
Exons: 10
Coding region: 1-7203 (2400 amino acids)
Source: RefSeq, a predicted model, not a curated record
AUGGCCGGCGCGCCCGCCGCGCUGCUGCGGCCGGCGCUGCUGGUGCUGCUGCUGCUGGUGCUGCUGUUGGCCUCCGGCCGGCCCGCUCUCGCAGUAUCUUUUUAUGGUGAUAGCUUUGUGGAGCUGAACAUGGCAGAAGCAUCCCCUCAGACAUCCUUACAGUUGCAGUUUCAAACCAGCAACCCACAGGGACUGCUUUUCCUUGCAGCUGGGAAGACUGAUUAUUGUUUAAUGGAGCUGCACUCAGGAUAUGUACAAGUGAGAAUUAACUUUGGUGCGGGAGAGCAAGUACUGCAUUCUCAGGAAAGAUCUGGGCUGAAUGAUUUGGCUUGGCACCUGGUUGAACUACAUCAUGAACAAGAUAAUGUCACAUUGGUAAUUGAUAAGCAUGAUAGAACUAGUGCAAAAAUGCCUGGAAUUCUUUAUGAAUUAAACAUUGAUUAUGGAUUCUACAUAGGUGGUACUGGUAAACUUGAUGUUCCCUACCUUGCUGGAGCACUACCCAGUUUCCGAGGAUGUAUUGAUGGUGUAUCAUUCAAUCAGCUAGACAUUCUGAUGCCUCUGAGACCUUCUUCUGGCUUCAAAAACAUCCAUGAAGUUUCAGUGGGGUGCAGUGAUGAAUUCUUUGCAGGUGAAGAAGAACCCAUUAGUUUCUUCAGUUCCAGAUCCUAUAUUUCUUUCCCAUCAUGGACUGUGGAUGAUGAGGGAAUCUUUGAGUAUACUUUACAAACUUCAGCUGCACGUGGCUUACUACUUUACCACCCUGGUCAAGCAGGAGAUUUCAUUGCAAUGGAAAUGGAAGAUGGUUUAAUUAAAGCUUACAUUGGAAAACGUAAAAGUAGAACCCAUCUUUCUUCUAAUAAGUCAGUUAAUGAUAGUCACUGGCACUAUAUCAAACUGAAAUUUACUGCAGAAUAUUUACAGCUAACAUUGGAUGAAGAAACUGUGAAAAAGUCAUUACCUCCCCUGAGUAAGUUGCCACUUCUGAAGGGAUCCUUCUUUGUAGGUGGCGUAGAUGACAGCGUACGAUCAGAAGUCAUUAAGUUAAUCUCACUAUCUGGGAAGUAUGCAAGAGGAGGAUCCUUCAAAGGCUGCUUAAGAAACCUGAAAGCCAAUUCAGAAAAGAAGUCACUGAAGAAUGUUCUAGUAACUAAGGACAUUUCAGCUGGAUGUGAGAUGAAGAGUUCUUUUAAAACAAAUCUUUCUUUAGAGACAGCUGUAAAGAACCCUUCUGUGAAAGCAGCUCCGGUAUUUGCCAUUUCCCAAGAAAGCUCCAUUUCUCCAGACAAGGAAGGCAAAAGACACCUUUUAGUUCUGAGUAACUUGAUUGUGCUAGAGGGUGAGCAAGCUUCACUUGAAUCUAAGCAUAUUAAAGUUAACUUAGACUUCCAGAAAUUAGGAAUUAAUCAGUCACAAAUUAUUUUUGAUAUAAAGGAGCCUCCCUCUCAUGGACACUUGAAACUGAAUGUUGAACCGUUGCGAGAGAUAAGUACAUUUACUCUGCAGGAUGUGUGGCAAAGGAGGAUUUUCUAUGUCCAUGAUGGGUCUGAGGACACUUGUGAUUAUUUUAAUUUCUCAAUUUCUACCAGCAGUGAGAAGAUUGUGUCACUAUAUUUGCAAGGAAAUGAGCAGCAAAUGUUUAGCAUUACUGUUACUCCAGUAAAUGAUGCACCUGAGAUCAUACUUCCCGAGGGAAACUUGCUUCUUCUCUUAGAGAAGUCAAAGAAGCGUUUGACUCAUGACCUGAUAAAAGUUCUAGAUAAAGAUACAGAUUCUGUGGGUCUCAGACUUUCAGUCCUUGGAAAUCUGAAUGCAGAUGCAGGAUUUUUAGAAAAUUCAAGGCAUCCUGGAAAAGCUAUCACUACUUUUUCUAACGAGGAUUUAAGCAAAGGAACUGUUUUCUUUGUCCACACAGGUGUCAAGAACUCAAGGAUUGUUCUCAGGGCAAGUGAUGGUGAGAAGGUGAGCAACACUGUUGUGUUGCGUGUCAUGGCAGUUCCUUUGGAUUACAGAGUUGUCAACAACUCAGGAAUAAAGCUCCUCCAAGGUGUUACAGCUCUUAUAAGACCUAAGCAUCUGGCAGUCGAAACAAAUGUCCUCCAGGAACUGGAGAUAUGGUAUGAGAUCACAGAGCCACCUCACUUUGGUCAAGUCCAAGGGCAGCAUUCAAGGGGGAUAUGGAAGGAAGUCAGCUCUUUUUCUCAACACUCUCUUCAGCGCAGCAGGGUGAGAUACUGUAGCACUUUUAAAGAUAUUCAGCAGGAAAACGUUACAGACCAAUUUAAGUUCAAAGUUAGCAUAGGAAACAAAAUCAGUGAAGAGCACACAUUUCCAAUCAAAGUGAAAUGGUUAAGGUACAGUCUGUUGAAACAUGCUCCUCUAGAAAUUGAAAAAUCAAAAAAGAAGUACUUGAAUUCUCAUAACCUUUUUGCUGUAGUUGCAGAUCUAGAAAUACCUGAAGAUGAGCUUCAUUUCAAACUUUUGUCCCUACCAAAGAAUGGACAGAUACUGCUUAAUGACCAACCUUUGAAAAAAGAAUCAAUCUUUAGCCAAAAAGAUGUUACUGAUCAAAAAGUGGCAUAUGAAUUAAUCAGCCAGUACCAUGAAAACUAUGAUUCAUUUAGAUUUCUCAUUUCUACCAAGUAUCUGGAUUCAAAUUUCUAUGACUUUGAAAUCUACAUCAAAUCAGAUUUCAGAAACGUUAUUUUGACUAACAAUGGCCUUAAUGUUACUGAAGGGGAGGGAGAAUUAAUAACAAGCACAAAAUUGUUUGUGCAAACAGCAGAUAAUAAAACUUUACAAUACAAAGUUAUACAAUUUCCUAAGCAUGGGAAAUUAAAACUUACUAAUUUUUCUGGUUCAUUUGAGAAUAAUGGCAAUCUUACAACAUUCACUAGUAAAGAUAUAACUGAUAAAUGCCUUAUGUAUGUGCAUGAUGAUUCUGAGACCAUGUUUGAUGAAUUUCUUGUCAGAGCUUCCAGCAGAGAUUCAGGAAAGGGGACAAGCUUUGAUCCAGAAGUAGAACCUUUUUCAGUAGAAAUUAGAUUCUAUGUUUCUGUCCAGCUGAAGAAUGACGAGAAGCCAAUUCGCGUGAUUGAUAAGAUAUUUGACAUAGUGAGAAAUGGUCAGCGAUUAUUAACUUUGGCAGAUCUUUGCUAUCAUGAUCCUGAUUCUGAUUUUGAUGAUGGACAGUUGCUGUAUACUAGACGUGGUAUUUCCAAUGGGGACUUGGUGCUAACAAAUGAUACUUUGCAUAGACUCUACCAAUUCAAACAAGUGGACCUGGAGGAGAAACAAGUCCUGUUUAUACACCAUGGUGCAAAUUUUGGGCGUUUUGUGCUUUUUGUGACAGAUGGAAAGCACUAUACUUCCUUGCUUCUGGAGGUUAAUGCCACCAAUCCUUACGUUAGGUUGGCAAACAAUACAGGAUUGUUGGUUCAAAAAGGGAAAGGAGAAACUAUUUCAACAGCUAACCUAAGUGCUACUACAAACCAAGACAUAAGAAAUGAUCAUGAGCUUAUAUAUGAGAUACUCUCUUUCCCAAAAUAUGGAAGAAUAUAUGUGAAUAAUGUAUUAAUGGAUUCCUUUACUCAGCUUGAUCUGAUAAAGGGGCAUGUCACCUACAGACAUGAUGACAGCAACAACCUUAUUGACACAUUUAACUUUACAGUCCAUGCUGGAGAUGUACAUCUGGAUGCUGGACUACAGGUUCACAUAUAUUUGGAAAGUCAUCAGCAGCCACCAAGGAUUGUGAACAAAAACAACCUCUUGGUUGAAGAAGGAAAACCAGUUAAAAUCAGCAAAGGAAAACUUCAGGUUGUUCGUGAAAAUAGUUCUCCAUCUGAGAUUGUGUUCACAGUAAGACAGCCUCCAGUUCAUGGAUACAUUCGGAAGUUUUCCUCAGAAGAAAGUUAUCUCGGUUCUGACCAAAGGCCAGCUUUGAGCUUCACACAGCAAGAUGUCGAUGAGGGCAAAGUUCAGUAUGUGCAGACAAUUUCUGGCCAACUAGAUGACCAUUUUUUUCUGGAUGUGACCAGUGGUGUCAGAACAGUGACUGGAAUAGAGAUCUCUGUAGACAUCAUCCCCAGAAUGAUUCCACUGGAAGUGCAGAACUUUACAGUAAUUGAAGGGUGCUCAAAAGCUCUGGUGGAAGACUAUCUAAAAAUUUCUAGUAGACACUUUGCAGGACUCAGCUGUGAAUUCAUUUUAACUGAGCAGCCAAAACAUGGGUAUGUUGAAAACUCUCAUGUUCCUGGAAUAAAGUUAGCUACAUUUACCAGAAAACAGGUGGAACAGGAAUUAAUCUACUAUGUUCAUGAUGACAGUGAAGAGUUGAUGGACAGUUUUACUGUGAUAGCAAAUAACACGGAGUUGUGGAAACAAAGUUUGCCCCGAACUGUGUUUAUAACUGUUACUGCAGUAAAUGAUGAAGCUCCUGUUGUAAAAGUAAACAGAAUUCUUCAGGUCUGGGUGGGUUCAGUCACAGAAAUAACUAUUGAUGACCUCUAUGCAGAAGACAAGGACUCCUCACCAUCAGAACUGGUGUAUUCCAUUAGUCCACCUAGCAAUGGGCACUUGGCUCUGAAGUCUUCUCCAAACAAGAACAUCCUUACUUUUACCCAGGCUCACAUAAUUAAAGGGCAGCUGGUAUUUGUACACAAUGGAGCAGUGUCGGGAGGCUUCAACUUUCAGGUGACAGAUGGUUUGAACUUUGCACCCCAACAGAUUUUUAGCAUCACAGCUCAGAUGCUGGUCAUUAGCCUUGAAGUGAACAAAGGGCUCGGAGUCUUUCCAGGUUCCAGGAAACCUAUUUCACAACAUGAUCUGAAAGCUGUAACCAAUGAUAUGACCAAUGCAGGAAACAGAACUAUAACUUUUGUGAUUGUAACUUCCCCAAAACUUGGAAGGCUGAUCAAAGUAGAUUCUGAUGAUGCCAUUCAGGAAAUCUUCAGUUUUACGCAAUCUAUGGUUGAUGAAGGUGUGAUCAUGUAUGAACACUUACAUGCUGACUCAGCUGACUGGAGUGCAGAAGAUUUCUUUACAUUUACUGUCUCCUCUCCACCAACAGUUCUGGAUAUCCAGAUGUUCCAUGUUGUCAUUUCAUAUGAAAUUGACAGGCGUGAUCAGAAUAGUUGUCUUCUAGCAAAUACAGGUGCCAUAGUCCAGGAAGGAGGUAGAGUAUUAAUCAACAAAACAAAUUUAGAUGCUUCAAACCUAUUGAUUAAGCUACCUGAUGUACAGCGCUCCAUGUAUGAAAUCUGGUAUCAGGUUAUGUCUUUACCCCAACACGGCAUGAUUGUUGUUGGAGAACAAAACAUUACCAAAGAAAUGCCUAACUUCUCCCAGUACAUACUGGACAAAUUUGGAAUUAUGUACAUACAUGAUGAUUCUGAAUCUCUAAAUGACAAUUUCACUUUUGCUGUUUGGUUAAACCUAAGGAGCAAGCCUGCUACAAAGCCCCAUAGUGAGGUUUUGGAGGAGGUGUUUAAUAUCACUGUUUUCCCAGUGAAUGACCAGUCUCCAGAGCUGAAGACUAAAAGACUGCACUUGAAAGUCCUGCAGGGAGAUGUGUCAAUGCUGGGAGCAAAGAAUCUGAAAGUUGAAGACUUGGAUAAUGACCCAGCUGAGCUGAAAUACACCAUUGUUAGCAAUCCCAAUAAUGGUUACUUAGCAAUGAAAAACAAUCUCAGUGUCUCUAUAAAAGAUUUCACACAAGCUGAUGUUGACAGUGGUAAAGUUUGGUUUGUACAGGAUGGAAGUUCAUCUUCUGGGGUGUUUUAUUUCAGUGUGACUGAUGGUAAACAUCGCCCUUUAUACAAACUGUUCAGUCUUGAAGUUGUACCAAUUGCUCUUGUCCUGGUAAACCUUACCAAUGUUGUGCUGCCACAGGGCCAGACAUCUGUCACUAUUACUAAUGUUCAGCUUUCAGCUGUCACAAAUGGGAAAAGUACUAAUAUUAUGUAUGAAAUAACUCAGCCACUCAAAUAUGGGCACCUCAUGAUUGGAAAUGAGCAGGUUACUAAGUUUGAGCAGGCAGAUUUGUACUCAGGAAGACUCUCUUAUCACCUGACAAAUCUCACUGCUUCCAGUGAAGUACUGGAGUUUAUGCUUUUUACUGCAGAGGGCAAUCUGACAGGGCAAGUGCUGAACAUCACAGCGAAGCCUUUAGUGCAAAUUGUAUCUGACCUGCAGAUUUCAAAUCAAGCAGCUUAUACAUUUGGAAGCAGUGACCUGGAUGCUUCUGAGCUAGCCAGUUUGACAAACAGUAAUCCUAGAUUUGAGGUGAUAGUGCACCCCUCUCAUGGAAGGAUAGUAAAGAAAAGGUUUGUGAAUGAUGAAGCGUUGGAAGAUAUUCACACAUUCACCCAGGCUGACAUUGAUAGUGGUGUUCUGCUUCUGGACGUAGACACAAAUAUGACAGGCAUUGAUCUGUUGAAUGACUCUUUUACAUUUGUACUCAGGGCUGAUGCUGUGCAGCCUGCUAUUGGCUGUUUUCAGUAUUCCAUUGUGCCACACAAUCCUCCACUUGUGCAGGAUUUUACAACAGAAGUGCCUUUUAUAAUCAGCAUGACCACUUUAAAGGCUCACUCUACCUCAAAGGAUGAGGCACCAGUCUCCUCACAGAAUAAAGAGCCUGCAUUAGCACCACAGAAGACUGAACCAACUAUGUGGCCCAGGCAGAAUCACUGGGGAAACCUGCAUGUAGAAGGUCCAUUGCUAAGUCAGGCAGUGGGAACAAGUGUAUCUGUGGAGUUGAAGAUUACAAACCAGGUUAAUGGCAGGAGUUCCAGAGAGCAGGCAGCUGAAAGCAGCCCUUGGUACAUCAUUAUCCCCCUGGUCCUGGUGUCUGUGCUGCUUGUCGUUGCUGUUACUUCUGUGUGCAUUUUGUUUGUGUGUCAGAAGAAAGAGAAGACAAAACCUCUAGUCAUAAGUCAAACAGAUACAACCCUCAAUAGUGCAGAUCAAUAUCUGGAACGGAGCUUGACUGUACCUACUGUCACAGUGACUCCUCUCCUGAAGGGGACUGAGAGAAGUACAGCCUCAACAUUUGUGGCCGUAAAAAAUGAGCAGCUGCUUCGUACAGUGGUUUCUCCAACUACAGAAAGGUAUCUGAAAAACAACUCUUUAAAUCUUGAUCCUGAAAUGAUCCAGUAUUGUCGAAAAACAAACCCAACUUUGAAGCGCAAUCAGUACUGGGUAUAG